CUACAAUGUUUCUCAACAUUUGCUCAAAUUUCAUUCAAUUCCACUCCAAACAAUCUUAUCCCCAGCUUUCUCUCUCUGAAAAUGGCACCCAAGGCCGAGAAGAAGCCCGCGGAGAAGAAGCCCGCCGCUGAGAAAGCCCCUGCUGCAGAGAAGGCCCCGGCGGAGAAGAAGCCGAAGGCAGGGAAGAAGCUGCCGAAGGACGGCGGCGCCUCUGCCGGCGACAAGAAGAAGAAGAGAAGCAAGAAGAGCGUGGAGACGUACAAGAUCUACAUCUUCAAGGUGCUGAAGCAGGUCCACCCUGACAUCGGAAUCUCCAGCAAGGCGAUGGGGAUCAUGAACAGCUUCAUCAACGACAUCUUCGAGAAGCUGGCGCAGGAGUCGUCGAAGCUGGCACGGUACAACAAGAAGCCGACGAUCACCUCCCGUGAAAUUCAGACCGCCGUGAGGCUAGUGCUGCCUGGAGAGCUGGCGAAGCACGCCGUUUCGGAAGGGACCAAGGCUGUUACCAAAUUCACUAGUGCUUGAAUUGAAAUAUUGUUGAUUUGGGGCUGAUUUUAGGGUUUAAAGUAAGGGUUCUGUAAAUUAGGUUUCUGUUUACUAGUUAAGUAGAAAGGGCUUUUGUAUGGUAUUAUGAUUUAUGCGUUUUAUGAAUGAAUGUUAAAUUUUCUAA
Salvia splendens (bonfire salvia) is the source of this 670-nucleotide messenger RNA. Its product is annotated as histone H2B. Gene Ontology annotation, molecular function: protein heterodimerization activity; structural constituent of chromatin; DNA binding. Lineage: Eukaryota; Viridiplantae; Streptophyta; Magnoliopsida; Lamiales; Lamiaceae. The coding region runs from base 82 to 525 and encodes 147 amino acids. The transcript has a single exon. Gene Ontology annotation, cellular component: nucleosome. The record is from RefSeq and is a predicted model, not a curated record.